UUGAUUCAUUUAGUGUACAGAAACGUGAAUAACGAAUGGAGCGAGAGUUAGACGAGGAUGAGCUGCAGGAUUUGUACGCGUGGAUAGAUAAAAUUCGUCUUUCAAGACCAAAAAGGAAUAUCGCCAAUGACUUCAGCGACGGAGUGUUGGUGGCUGAGGUCGUUAAACAUUUCUGCCCGAAGAUUAUAGACUUGCACAACUACACCCCUGCCAGCUCCACACAACAGAAGCUCAGCAACUGGAACCUCCUCAACAGGAAGGUGUUCUCCAAGUUGAACUUCCAUGUGCCCGAGAAGUCGGUGAAGAAGAUUGUUCUGCGAUCCGCAGGAGUGAUCGAGAGCGUGCUGAGCGGCCUCAGGGAAAAGAUAGAACUGAGGCUAGAUCACAAGGCACACACUCUAUCAGAUUUGGAAUACUAUGACACCAGGAACCCAGAGAAAACUCUCACAGAGCUUACUCAGAACGAGGCCAGAUAUCUGUCUCAGAUGGUACAUGAGGAGGUGAAACGUGAUGAAAAAUUGAAAUUGGAGACAGGUGGCAAGCUACAACACACCGCUCAGUUUUACUCCAACUUGGACCCAGCCGUACGCCAAAUUCUAAAGGAAAAAGAGCACGGGGCUAUGGCUUUGCAGGAGACAGUAGAGAUUCUGCAGAUGAAGGUGAGCAAGUUGGAGCGCCUAGUUCAGCUAAAGGACAUGCGGAUAGACGACCUCAGGCAUAAUCUGGAGACGUGUACCUGUCUGAGAGGGAAACACUUGGAUUGUGAACCUAGCAGCAUAUAAACACUUUGCAUAUAGAGACACACUUUUCAUUAUUUGCUUAGCUUCAGUUAAUCUCUUUCAAAAAGUUCCAAGGCUCAAGUAUAUUUCACAGUGAAACUUUAAUAAAGACAGAACUUUUUCUUCUUGGAAAUAAUUGAUAUCUCGAAAAGUAUCUGUUUUCCUCAGUCCUUACCUAAAUGUAUAAAAAAAAAGUUAUUUUACAAUGGUAUGAAUAGCCUCCGUGAAGUUGGCCCCCUGUCAGAUACAAAUUUAUAUAAAUAUGAUGUCAAUUCUUUGUGUUAUGAUUGUGCUUCCAUGUUUUUUUUAAAAGAUAUUUUCAAUUCUUUUAUAGGUCAAUCUGAGGUCAACCAGUUCCCCAUUUUGAUUAAAAAAUGGCAAAAAAAUUUGUGUCAAUCGUCAUGCAGAACCAAGGGCGAAGGUUUGGUCUCAACAUUGGUAUGGUUGAUAUACUUGGUUGAUAUGUGAGCUGCAGUUCGGUGCAUAGGCACAAACAACAGUCAGAACCCGUCCCCCCACCUGAAGGCGGAGGGAGGCUACCCUAUCGUCUAGCGGGGUAAAUUCCAACGUACAGGCGCCAACCUGGGGGGCAAUAAGUAUGCCCACACCUGCUCGGCGCCUCUCACCUUAGGCAACUCCAGAGUGGAAGAGAGUCCAACCCCUCUCGAGAGGAUUGGUACCAGAACCCAAGCUUUGUGUGGAGGAGAGUCCGACUAGAUCUAGUCGGAACUUCUCUGCCUCACACACCAGCUCAGGCUCUUUCCCUGCCAGAGAGGUGACAUUCCAUGUCCCAAGAGUUAGCUUCUGCAGCUGGCGGUCGGACCGCCAAGGCCCCCGCCUUUGGCUGCCGCCCAACUCCCUACGCACUCAAACCCUUUUCCCCAUCCCACAGGUGGUGAGCCCAUGGAAAGGGAUUGCCCAUGCUUCCUCACAAUAUUGCUUCUCAAGUCCUCAGACAGUUCUUUGGUUUUCUUUCUUUUCUCCAUGCUCAAUGUGGUCCUCACAAGGACACAGGACAGAGGUUGAGUCAACUUUAAUCCAUUUUACCUGGCUGCAAGCAGGGGUUAAUUUGAGCCGCAUCUUGCCGGAACAAGAUCCGGCACCUUUUGAUUUUGGCCUCCCUGUGUUGCGGGACAUAUUUGGGCAGAUCCGGCACCACUCGUGCAUA
Molecule: messenger RNA, 1947 nt
Organism: Corythoichthys intestinalis (scribbled pipefish)
Lineage: Eukaryota; Metazoa; Chordata; Actinopteri; Syngnathiformes; Syngnathidae
Gene: spef1
Product: sperm flagellar 1
Exons: 7
Coding region: 36-782 (248 amino acids)
Biological process (GO): regulation of cytoskeleton organization
Cellular component (GO): axoneme
Molecular function (GO): microtubule binding
Source: RefSeq, a predicted model, not a curated record